This is a messenger RNA of Zea mays, 1661 nucleotides long. RefSeq names its product sialyltransferase-like protein 2. The transcript has a single exon. Gene Ontology annotation, molecular function: sialyltransferase activity. Bases 135 to 1340 code for a protein of 401 amino acids. Lineage: Eukaryota; Viridiplantae; Streptophyta; Magnoliopsida; Poales; Poaceae. The record is from RefSeq and is a predicted model, not a curated record.
CACAUGUUUCCAAGCUCCCCCAGCCCCACCAUAAUCCCAUCUCGGAGCUUUCCCCCCCACCCCACCUCACCUCGCUCCCCGCGUCGGCGCCUACUAAUGGCAGCCGGAUCUCGCCGCCCGCCGCGCCCACGGAGAUGAAGCGCCGGCGCCUGCCGCCCGUCCUCUUCCUCCUCGCGCUCGCGCUCUUGUCCCUCGCCUUCCGCCGCCACCUCUCCCUCCCCCUCGGCGUUCCCCAGUUCGCCGCCGGUGGCGUCAGCGGCGACGCGCUCCUCCGCCUCCUCGCGGCCACCGACGUCGGCGGGGACCAGAUCCUGGCGGAGGCGGCCGCGCUGCUGGCCAACGCGUCGGUGUCCACCUUCCCCAGCAUCGGCAACCACCACCGCCUCCUCUACCUCCGCGUCCCCUACCGCAUCAACGCCACCUCCGCGCCGCGGCAGCGGACAGUGUCCCGUCUCCGCAUUCCCUUCCACGACGUCCCCAACGACGACGCCCUCCUCGCCGCCUUCCGCGCAUCCCUCCGCGGCUUCCUCCUCGCGCGCCACCGCCACCGCCACCGCCGAGGCGGCGACGACGUCGCGGGCGCCAUGGCCGACCUCCCCGCCCUCCUCCUCGGCCAGCGCCGGCGCCGGCGCGCCCCGACCUGCGCCGUCGUCGGGAACAGCGGCACCCUUCUCGGCUCCGGCCGGGGCGCGCAGAUCGACGCGCACGACCUCGUGAUCCGGCUCAACAACGCCCGCGUCGCGGGGUUCGCGGCCGACGUCGGCGCCACGACCGGCGUCUCGUUCGUGAACUCCAACAUCCUCCACCACUGCGCCGUCCGCUCCGCCAUCACCGCCCCGGGCUGCGCCUGCCACCCCUACGGGCGCGCGGUCCCGCUGGCCAUGUACGUCUGCCAGCCGGCGCACCUCCUGGACGCGCUCAUCUGCAACGCCACGGCGACGCCGGAGUCCCCGUUCCCGCUCCUCGUCACCGACGCGCGCAUCGACGCGCUGUGCGCGCGCAUCGCCAAGUACUACUCGAUGCGGCGGUUCGUGGCGGCCACGGGGCAGCCGGCCAGCAACUGGACCCGGAGGCACGACGAGAGGUACUUCCACUACUCGUCGGGCCUGCAGGCGGUGGUCAUGGCGCUAGGGGCGUGCGAUGAGGUGAGCGUGUUCGGUUUCGGGAAGGCGCCGGGGGCCAAGCACCAUUACCACACCAACCAGAAGAAGGAGCUCGACCUGCACGACUACGAGGCCGAGUACCAGUUCUACCGCGACCUCCAGGAACGGCCAGAGGCGGUGCCAUUCCUCGACGAGGCGCCGGGCUUCAAGGUGCCACCGGUGAAGCUCUACUGGUGACCACUGACGUCAGUAACGUCUGGUUGGUAGUAACUUGUACUGUAAUAUGUUUGUUGUACAAUUUUUUUUUAUUUUUACAUUUUCACCUAAAGAGGUGUUUAGGCAGAGAGAGAUAAGCGUGUAGAGAAUGUAGCGAUUGACAGGGAGGGAAUGUGUUUAAGGAUAGGGAAAAUGGAGAUCAAAUUUGUGAUUGAUCAAAUGGAUCAAAUUGGUUGUAGUUGUUCAUGUAUUCUGUCUGUGUAGGGCAACUGUACACUUCAUCGAUUCUUGUUCAUAUAUAGACACUUUCAGACACCAGUGGAAAACAUAAGUUAUGGGCAA